AUCUUAAAUCGUGGUCAUUUAAGAUAUAUCUUAAAUCGUGGUCGAAGCUAUGAACCAACAAUUCUAUGAUAAUAAUAAAUAGAUAACAGAAAACUGAUUUUAUUUUAUAAUACGUUUAUUCAGUUUAUUGUGUAAUACAUUACUGCCACGGAUUAUUACGUGAUUAUUACACAUUUUUCAGCUGCUGCUUAAUUAGAUUGUUUAUAAARUACUGGAGUGGAAAUUCGUUAUUUCGUCGGACGUUCAGUUACACAAUAUAUAGGUUUCGUCAAUGGUUUAACACUUGACAUUGUGCCCAGUCUCGACUGUCGAAUACUUGAGCGAUGCUAAUCGUCAUUGGACGAAGAAUCACACGUUCAACGAUAUCAAUGUGCAACAUGACAACCAGUGCGCUUUAGUUGACAAAUAUUUUUCACAAUUUUUAGAUCCACGAAAUGACGAGUUAACGUUUACUCAAUUCCUUCUGGCAUCCACCAUGUAUUUAACCAAUAUAAGAAUACUGAAAGUAUUCUCGUCAUAUAAGUUUCGCUUUUGUAUUGCAUUUAUAGUUGUACUCAGUUUUUGGCAAAUAUUUAGAGCCAUAACAAAUAGUAAUAAGCAGAAACUGAUUCAUUCUUCACGUGUUCUAAACCAUGAAGCCUCAUUAAUUACUAACAAUGUAAAAGAUAUGACACAUCUUCCAGUUGGUGUAUAUUAUGAAGCAUUAUGUCCAGAUUCAAGAAACUUUAUACUUCAACAUUUAGUUCCGUCUUUUAAUAAAGCACCAAAUAGUUUUGAUAUCGAAUUUGUUCCUUAUGGAAAAGCCAAGACACAUGAAAAUGUUGAUGGCUCAAUUACAUUUGCUUGUCAACACGGACCAAUAGAAUGCCAUGCAAAUAAAAUUCAUUCUUGUGCUACUCAACAUAUUAAAGAUAAAAAUGUUUUGRUAAAAUAUAUAUCUUGCAUGAUUGAUAAUAAUUAUGAUCCAGAAAUGAUUGGAAUUCUUUGUGCCAAAAAAUACAAUAUUAAUUGGAAUACAAUUUAYGAUUGUUCAGAAGGAAAAGAAGGUGAACUAUUAUUAAAGCUAAAUGGUGAAGCAACGGAUAAACUGUGGCCUCAAGUUUCAUUUAUCCCAACAAUCUUGAUUAACCAUGAACAACCCAGACAAGCUUCUGUCUUGAAAGAUUUUUGGGGUGUUGCUUGCAGUUAUUUUCCUCCUGAAUCAAAACCGGCUGCUUGUUGAAUACCYGAYAUUCAUCAGUUUUUUUAUUGACAAUGAAGUUAAACAAUAUUAAAGGACUAAGGUUAUUAAUUUAUUAUAAGAGAAAUUUGUGAUAUUUAAAUUAAACUAUACUUUUUACUUUUUACUGAUAAUUUUUAUUUUUUGUGACCAUAAUGGAAGAAUUCUAUAUUUGUGUUCUAUGUWA
This is a messenger RNA of Diuraphis noxia (Russian wheat aphid), 1406 nucleotides long. RefSeq names its product gamma-interferon-inducible lysosomal thiol reductase-like protein. The record is from RefSeq and is a predicted model, not a curated record. NCBI's taxonomy places the organism in Eukaryota, Metazoa, Arthropoda, Insecta, Hemiptera, Aphididae. Gene Ontology annotation, molecular function: oxidoreductase activity, acting on a sulfur group of donors, disulfide as acceptor.